Messenger RNA from Aspergillus wentii DTO 134E9, 1814 nucleotides. RefSeq lists its product as uncharacterized. NCBI's taxonomy places the organism in Eukaryota, Fungi, Ascomycota, Eurotiomycetes, Eurotiales, Aspergillaceae. Gene Ontology annotation, molecular function: N,N-dimethylaniline monooxygenase activity; flavin adenine dinucleotide binding; NADP binding. The coding region runs from base 113 to 1528 and encodes 471 amino acids. The transcript is spliced from 3 exons. The record is from RefSeq and is a predicted model, not a curated record.
CACAUAAUAAUCAUUUAUCAGCAUAAUUAAGCCAUGAUCAGCAUAAUCAAUUAGCUUUCCAAUCAACAUUCAACAUUCUCUCCAGCAUCCACGCAUUGAUUGAGACAACAUCAUGGCCAAAACUGUCGCUGUCAUCGGCACUGGCCCGUCGGGGGCUAUCGCUGUUGAUGCCCUGAUGCAGGAAAAGUCAUUCGAUGUUGUUCGUGUCUUCGAGAGACAGGAGAAAGCGGGGGGUUGUUGGAUUUCUCGACAGAAUGAAAAACAACACCCCCUCGACAUUGAUCAACUAUCUAGUCGAACCGCCGACUCCCCCAUCGCCAUCCCCCCCUCUCUUCCCUGUCACACCCCCGCGCUCUCCGCCAACCGCUUCACUGACUCCCACAUCUACCCAACCCUGCACACAAACGUCGAAGCCUCAGCAAUGGAAUACUCCCAGGAACCCAUCCCGACGGCUCGCUCGGAACAGUCCAUCGCGCUCCACGGUCCGGAUACGCCAUUCCGCCACCACACCGUGAUAAGAGAGUACAUCGAGUCGCUGUUCAAUCGCAACGGAUACCAGGAUCUAGUCGAGUACAACACGACGGUUGAGCGGGCGAUCAAGGACGAAAGCACGGGGAAAUGGACCCUCACGCUGCGUCGCGCCGGCGAGAAACUCGAUUACUGGUGGACGGAGUCGUUUGAUGCGUUGGUUGUCGCGUCGGGCCAUUAUUGGGUGCCGUUUGUGCCCGCCAUUCCGGGGUUGAAGGAGUUCACGGAGCGAUAUCCGGAGAGUGUGGAGCAUGCGAAGCAAUACCGGGGGCCGGAGAAGUAUAAAGGGAAGAAUGUCCUUACAGUCGGCGCCUCCGUCUCAGCAGCCGAUACAGCAGUCAGUUUGAUCGGGUCGGCAAACACCCCCAUCAACGCCGUCGUCCGAGGCAGAUAUAACGUCUAUUUCGGCGAUGAGGCAUUCAAACACCCGCAAAUCCAACGACGACCACCAAUCUCGCAUAUCGAAAGCGACAACGGCGCGCGAACCGUCCACUUCGAAGACGGGACCUCCGUGCCAAACAUCGACCACAUCAUCCUCGGAACAGGAUUCACCUGGACUCUCCCUUUUCUGCCUGAUAUCCCGACCCGGAAUAACCGCGUGCCGGAUCUGUAUCUGCAUGUGUUUCAUCAGCGGGAUCCGAGUUUGGUGUUUCUUGGUGCUGUCGGCGCGGGCCUAACCUUCAAAGUCUUCGAAUGGCAAGCCGUCGCUGCAGCACGCGUGCUAGCCGGGAAAGCCCACCUGCCCUCCCUGACCGAGCAAAAGAAAUGGGAAGCCGAGCGCAUCGCGACCAAAGGCGACGGGCCGGCUUUCACCAUGAUCAACCCCGACUUCGAACCGUAUUUCGAACAGCUGCGCCAUUUGGCUGGGGAACCGGGUGAAGGGGAGCCCGGGCGCAGAUUACCCGUGUUUGAUGGGAAGUGGGUGGAUGAUUUUAAUGCGGGCCAUCAGCGCCGGAUUGAAAUGUGGAAGAGGGCGAAUAGUGUGGGGAGUAAGUUGUGAUUUUCUUUCUUUUCUUCUUGUGUAUUGGACAUAGUAUACAUAUAUAGUGGCAUGGUUGUAUAUAAACAUGAUGAUAUCCAGACAGGCAGAUGAAGUCAUGAACAAAGCAGGACUAGAGACUGCGAUGCAGGGUGUAUAUACCAACAUGAGCAACCCAACAUGCGUGCUCCGAUAACCAUAGAAUCAAAGAGAAGGGGUUGUGCGAGUAGUCGAGAUACCCAUCAUCUCUAGGAAGAGCACAACGAACCAUGGGAUUAAGGCCAUUGUACAAAUAGCAAAAAGCCGC